AUGGCGCCCUUAUCGGGGUCUGAUGCAGAUCACUUCAAAGAAAAGGCGCGGAGGGAUCUGCUGACCUUACUAGAAGGCGCUCGGGGUAAAAAGAACCUCGUCAUAAGUCAGGAGCUGGCUGGUCCAGUGGGGCUAUUCGUCAAGUUCUCCGAGCUCCAGGACUAUGGAGUACACCGGGUCUUCUAUCUGGAAAAUGCAAACAUCGACUCAUCACAACGCAAUGUUGUAUUCCUAGUUCGUGGCGAGAAGGCUCGCCACGUUCGAAUUGUGGCAGAACAAAUCAAACGUUUGCAGAAUAAUGGUAACGUCGAACAUGAAUUUUCCAUUUUUUUCUCUCCAAGACGGACCCUUGUGAGCAAUGCGGUCUUGGAAGAGGCCGGAAUUACUGGCGACGUAAAUAUUGCUGAAUUCCCUCUCUAUUUCAUGCCUCUAGAACAAGAUAUCUUGUCACUAGAGUUGGAUGACUCCUUUAGUGACUUGUACUUGCACAAAGAUCCUGGGUGCAUCUUUCACGCCGCCAAGGCUCUUAUGGGCAUUCAACAACGGCACGGGUAUUUCCCAAGAAUUGUCGGAAAGGGCAACAAUGCCCGACGCCUGGCAGACCUGCUGUUGCGCAUGAGGAAAGAGCUCGAUGCAGAGGAGAGCUCUGGAUUGGCUGAUCCAUCAGCACGAGGACUCUUGCCAAGCCCGAGUGUAGAGAAUCUGAUCAUUAUAGAUCGUGAUGUGGACUUUGGGACUGCUUUGCUCACACAACUCACGUACGAGGGCUUAAUUGAUGAAUAUGUUGGUAUUAAGAACAACCAAGCAGAUGUUGAUACAAGUAUCGUCGGUCCUGCCUCUGGGCCACAAUCUCAAGAAUCCUCCAAGACUCAGCAGCAUGGCCCGCCAACAAGAAAGGUUCAGCUGGAUGCUUCGGAUCAACUGUUCAGUCAACUUCGAGAUGCAAAUUUUGCAAUUGUGGGUGAUAUCUUGAAUAAAGUGGCACGCCGCUUAGAGAACGAGUACGAGACUCGCCAUUCGGCGAAAACAACGGGCGAGCUUCGAGAGUUCGUCAAUCGUUUACCAACUUAUCAGCUGGAACAUCAGAGUCUUCGGACUCACACCAAUCUAGCAGAAGAGAUCAUGCGACUCACGCGCUCCGAAACCUUCCGCAAAACACUAGAGGUCCAACAAAACAAUGCAGCCGGCGCAGACUCAACAUACCAGCACGAGACAAUCGAAGAGCUCAUUGCCCGAGACGUCCCAUUAAAGACUGUACUACGUCUCCUUUGCCUGGAAUCCUGCAUGUCCGGCGGUCUGCGCCCACGCGACCUAGAGAACUUCAAGCGACAGAUCGUCCAAGCUUACGGCCACCAGCACCUUCUCACUUUCUGGGCCCUAGAAAAGAUGGAGCUCCUCCAGCCCCGAUCCUCAGCCACAACCAUGCUCCUCCCGACUUCCGGCGCGCAGGCAGGCACCAAGACAAACUACGGAUACCUGCGUAAGAACCUUCGUCUCGUCAUCGAGGAAGUAAGCGAGAAGGAUCCGAACGAUAUCUCUUACGUGUACAGUGGAUUCGCACCGCUCAGCGUCCGCUUGGUACAAUGCGUCCUACAAAAGUCCUACAUGGUGUCGCUCAUAAAAGGCGGUACGCCUGCUGCUUCAUUGAACACCGCUAACACAACGUCUCCUGGCUGGCUUGGCUUUGAGGAUGUUGUCAAAAGUGCUCGCGGUGCAACUUUCAGUAUUGUGCAGAAGGGCGAUGAUAAGGCUGUGCGGGCACGUCAGACGCUGAGCGGGAACACUGGUACGAAGACUGUGUAUGUCUUUUUCCUGGGUGGCAUUACCUUCACGGAGAUUGCUGCGCUGCGUUUUAUUGCUGCGCAGGAGGCCCCGAAAAGGAAGAUCGUUAUCUGUACCACGAGCAUCAUCAGUGGCGAUCGAAUGAUGGAGGCGGCCAUAGAGAAGGGUAGUUUUGCUCCGGGCAAGACGAAGUAA
Penicillium soppii is the source of this 1977-nucleotide messenger RNA. Its product is annotated as Sec1 family protein. Bases 1 to 1977 code for a protein of 658 amino acids. Gene Ontology annotation, biological process: vesicle-mediated transport; intracellular protein transport. The record is from RefSeq and is a predicted model, not a curated record. The transcript is spliced from 4 exons. Gene Ontology annotation, cellular component: fungal-type vacuole; CORVET complex. NCBI's taxonomy places the organism in Eukaryota, Fungi, Ascomycota, Eurotiomycetes, Eurotiales, Aspergillaceae.